CCUUCCCUGUUUAUUUGCCUCAGAAGUCACUGCUAGCAAGCUGCAGGCUUUUUUUCUCAUGUGCAAAAAUGAUCAGUGAUGUGUUAACACUUCAAAUUUGGGAUGCACUACUACAACCAGUGUGCCAGGACCAGCGGUUCAAUGACCUGAGCAAUAGCUUCUGAAGAUCAGUUCUUGCCUUAAGACAUCUUAUGUGAAGCAUCCAGAAAUGCAGAUACCCAAAAAUCAUUUCUGGCUUAGAGUCUGCUCUGGAAAGAAGGAACGUAUCCUCCAUCUGGAAUUUAGCAAGGGGAUAUGAAUCCCUGGCCACAGUGAAGAGCAGUUUAUUUAAAAUAUGCAAACAGAAAGCAAUAGCUUCCAUGCUGUUAUCAACCACCAGAGCUUGUUUCCUCUCCAGGCUGACUCUUACUUACUCCAGUUGUCAGCAGACCGUGCUUUACUAGCUCCAGUGGACAGCAAUUACCAAACCUGCAGAUCCCUUUCUUCUUCUUAUGGGGACCCAGACAAAACAGAUGACAAAAAGGAACCAGAUUGUUUUGCUGGAACUGCAGUUUAUCAUAAUUCCUGCAAGUACCCAGUGCCUAAGACCCACCACCAAUAUUUUCCCCACACUUAUUUUUAUCAGGCUUGAUCGUCUCUUUAUUUUACUGGACACCGGUACAACACCAGUAACAAGAAAAGCAGCUGCACAGCAACUUGGGGAAGUAGUGAAACUGCAUCCUCAUGAACUGAAUAAUCUCUUAUCUAAAGUGUUAGUGUAUUUAAGAAGUACGAACUGGGAUACUCGUAUUGCAGCUGGCCAGGCUGUUGAAGCAAUAGUGAAAAAUGUACCUGAGUGGAAUCCAACUCCAAGAUCAAAACAAGAACCAGGCUCAGAAAGUCCUGUGGAAGAUUCCCCUUCAACAGAUCGGUUGCGUUUUGACAGAUUUGAUAUCUGUCGGUUGUUAAAACAUGGUGCAUCUCUUCUUGGAUCUGCUGGUGCAGAAUUCGAAGUCCAAGAUGAUAAAUCAGGUGAGAUUGAUCCUAAAGAGAGGAUAGCGCGCCAGAGGAAACUGCUGCAAAAGAAACUUGGCUUGGAUAUGGGCGCUGCGAUUGGAAUGAAUACUGAGGAUCUGUUCAAUGAUGAAGAUCUGGACUAUUCCCCUUCUUCAGUUUUACUAGUAAACAAACAACCUACUCUUCAGGCUGCUGAGUUAAUUGACUCAGAAUUUCGAGCUGGUAUGAGCAGUAGACAAAAGAAUAAAGCCAAAAGAAUGGCUAAGCUAUUUGCAAAGCAAAGAUCCAGAGAUGCAGUGGAAGCUAAUGAGAAGAGCAAUGAUAGCACCGAUGGGGAACCAGAAGAAAAGAGAAAAAAAGUUGCAAAUGUUGUCAUCAACCAGCCUGCUACAGACUCAAAAACAUUGGUAGAAAAUGUUCAAGAAGAGGCAAAUGAGUGGCCUCUGGAAAGCUUUUGUGAAGAGGUGUGCAAUGACCUCUUCAACCCUUCUUGGGAGGUUCGACAUGGUGCAGGUACUGGACUGAGAGAGAUACUUAAAGCUCAUGGUAAAAGUGGUGGUAAAAUGGGAGAUAGCUCUCUAGAGGAGAUGAUUCAGCAGCAUCAGGAGUGGCUAGAAGACUUGGUUAUUAGACUUCUUUGUGUGUUUGCAUUAGACCGAUUUGGAGACUUUGUUUCAGAUGAAGUGGUAGCACCAGUACGUGAGACUUGUGCUCAGACUUUGGGAGUAGUAUUGAAACACAUGAAUGAGACUGGAGUUCAUAAAACUGUGGAUGUUCUCCUGAAGCUGCUUACGCAGGAACAGUGGGAAGUGAGACAUGGUGGUCUCCUAGGAAUAAAGUAUGCUUUGGCAGUACGUCAGGACAUGAUCAAUACUUUGUUGCCUAAAGUAUUGCCUGCAAUAAUUGAAGGUCUGCAAGAUCUGGAUGAUGAUGUCCGAGCUGUUGCUGCAGCAUCUUUAGUACCAGUAGUGGAAAGCCUGGUCCAGCUUCAGUCUCAGAAGGUGCCUUUUAUUCUUAAUACCUUGUGGGAUGCACUUCUGGAGUUGGAUGACUUGACAGCUUCCACGAACAGUAUCAUGAUCCUUCUUUCAUCCCUUCUGACUUACCCUCAGGUCCGCAAAUGCAGUAUUCAGCAGUCACUCACAGUUCUGGUCCCACGUGUGUGGCCAUUCUUGCACCACACUAUAUCUUCUGUGAGAAAAGCAGCUCUGGAAACGUUAUUCACGCUCUUGUCUACCCAAGACCAGAGUUCUUCAACAUGGUUGACUCCAAUUCUGCAAGACAUGUUGAGGCACAUAUUUCAGUUUUGUAUCUUGGAAAGCAACCAAGAAAUUCUGGAUCUUAUUCACAAGGUGUGGCUGGAACUGUUAAACAAGGCAUCUGUACAGUAUGUGGUUGCAGCUGCUUGUCCAUGGAUGGGAGCCUGGCUCUGCUUAAUGAUGCAGCCAUCUCAUUUGCCCAUUGACUUAAACAUGUUGCUAGAAGUAAAAACUAGAUCAAAAGAAAAGGCAGGUGCUAAACUGCGUCAAGGUCAAACCCAGAAUAAGGAAGUGAUUCAGGAAUAUAUUGCUGGGGCAGACAGCAUUGCAGAAGAUCCAGCAACAAGGGAUUAUGUUGUCAUGCGUGCUCGGAUGAUGGCAGCAAAGUUGCUGGGAGCACUUUGUUGCUGCAUUUGUGACCCAGGUGUAAAUACUGUUACUCAAGAAAUAAAGCCAGCUGAAUCAUUAGCUCAGCUCCUGCUCUUCCACUUGAAUUCUAAAUCUGCCUUGCAGAGGAUUAGUGUUGCGUUAGUAAUCUGUGAGUGGGCAGCCUUGCAAAAGGAGUGUACAACUGUGGCUAUUUGUGUGCAGCCUCGUUUACUUGGGGUCCUUUCUGAACAUCUCUAUUACGAUGAAAUUGCUGUUCCUUUUACCAGAAUGCAAAAUGAAUGUAAACAACUCAUCUCAUUGUUAGCUGAUGCACACAUUGACAUUGGAAACAGAGUAAACUGUAGUGUGUUUACAAUAGAUCAAGCUAAUGAGCUGGUUACUUCCGUUUUCAAUGAAGUGACAUCAUCCUUUACUUUGAAUCCUAAAGUUCUACAGCAGUUGGACAGUAAGCGACAGCAGGUCCAAAUGACUGUUACAGAAACAAAUCAAGAAUGGCAAGUGCUGCAUCUGCGAGUGCACACAUUUGCUGCAUGUGCAGUUGUGAACUUGCAGCAACUUCCAGAAAAACUAAAUCCUGUUAUAAAACCCUUAAUGGAAGCUAUCAAAAAAGAGGAGAAUACACUUGUACAAAACUAUGUGGCUUCAUGUAUAGCAAAGUUGCUUCAGCAGUGUACGACAAGAUCUCCCUGUCCCAACUCAAAGAUUAUAAAAAAUCUCUGCAACUCCCUCUGUGUGGAUCCACAUCUUACCCCACUAGCAGCAUGUCCUGCACAGCCUCAGAGUAGCCAUGAAAACUCAAAAGGGCCCAACUCUGAUAAAGAUGGGAUGCAGCAUACAGUUACUAAGCACAGGGGAAUAAUUACACUCUACAGACAUCAGAAAGCUGCUUUUGCCAUCACAAGUCGGCGAGGUCCUACUCCAAAAGCUCCAAAAGCCCCUAUUGCAGAUCUCCCCACAGGCAGCAGUGGAAGCAUUCCUACAGAGCUCGAUGAGGCUCAGAAACCUUAUGUUGUACAGAGAAGAGGAGCUGAAUUUGCCUUAUCUACUAUAGCUAAACACUUUGGUGCUGAAAUGGCAACAGGAUUGCCACAUCUCUGGGAUGCUAUGGUUGGUUCAUUACGGAACAACAUUCACAUAAAUAAUUUUGACCGGAAGUCAUUACUGGAAAAAGGAGAUGCUCCUGCCCAGGAGCUGGUAAAUUCCUUGCAGGUUUUUGAAACAACAGCAGCUUCAAUGGAUACUCAGCUACAUCCUCUGUUAAUACAGCAUUUGCCUCACCUUUACAUGUGCCUUCAACAUCCCAGCACUGCCGUGAGACACAUGGCUUCCCGUUGCGUGGGUGUUAUGAGUAAAAUAGCUACCAUGGAAACAAUGAAUAUCUUUCUAGAGAAAGUUCUACCAUGGCUGGGAGCAAUAGAUGACAACACCAAACAAGAAGGUGCAAUUGAAGCACUGGCAUGUGUAAUGGAGCAGCUGGAUGUUGGUAUUGUUCCAUACAUUGUUCUUCUGGUGGUUCCUGUUCUGGGUAGAAUGAGUGAUCAGACAAACAGCGUACGUUUUAUGGCUACUCAGUGCUUUGCAACAUUAAUUAGACUAAUGCCUCUUGAGGCUGGUAUACCAGAUCCACCAAACAUGUCCGAAGAAUUAAUCAGGAUGAAAGCUAAAGAACGUCACUUUCUGGAACAAUUACUGGAUGGAAAAAAACUGGAAAACUAUGAAAUUCCAGUACCAAUCAAAGCAGAGCUCAGAAAAUAUCAGCAGGAUGGAGUGAACUGGCUGGCAUUUCUCAAUAAAUACAAACUUCAUGGAAUUCUUUGUGAUGACAUGGGCUUGGGAAAAACUCUACAGUCCAUUUGCAUUCUUGCAGGUGAUCAUUGCCUCAGGGCUCAGGAAUACGCAAGAACAAAACUAGUGGACAGUGUUCCUCUUCCCUCGCUGGUGGUGUGCCCUCCUACACUCACAGGACACUGGGUGGAUGAAGUAGGCAAAUUUUGCUCGAAAGAAUAUCUUAAUCCACUGCACUACACAGGACCUCCUACUGAGAGAGCAAGAUUGCAACACCAGGUGAAAAGACACAAUCUCAUAGUGGCUUCAUAUGAUGUUGUAAGAAAUGACAUCGACUUCUUCAGAAAUAUUAAGUUUAAUUACUGCAUUCUUGAUGAAGGCCAUGUAAUAAAAAAUGGAAAAACAAAGCUGUCAAAAGCAGUAAAACAGCUGACUGCUAAUUACAGGAUAAUUCUUUCUGGGACACCAAUCCAGAACAACGUCUUAGAGUUGUGGUCAUUGUUUGACUUCCUUAUGCCAGGAUUUUUGGGCACUGAACGCCAGUUUGCAGCUCGUUAUGGCAAACCAAUACUGGCAAGUAGGGAUGCCCGAAGCUCCAGUCGAGAACAAGAGGCUGGGGUUCUUGCAAUGGAAGCACUGCACCGCCAAGUUCUGCCAUUCCUGCUAAGGAGAAUGAAAGAGGAUGUGCUGCAAGACCUCCCACCCAAAAUUAUUCAAGAUUAUUACUGUAUUCUCAGUCCUCUACAGGUUCAGCUUUAUGAAGAUUUUGCCAAGUCUCGUGCCAAAUGUGAUAUUGAUGAAACCGUUUCUUCACUGAAUGAAGAGACUGAAAAACCAAAGCUUAAAGCUACAGGUCAUGUAUUUCAGGCAUUGCAAUACUUACGGAAGCUAUGCAACCAUCCAGCCUUAGUGCUAACAACCCAACAUCCGGAAUAUAAAAGAAUUACAGAGCAACUUGCAGCUCAGAAUUCAUCCCUUCGAGAUAUCCAACAUGCACCUAAACUGUCUGCUUUAAAACAACUGCUGCUUGAUUGUGGUUUGGGGAAUGGUGGAUCUUCAGAAAGCGGUACAGAAGCUGUUGUGGCCCAGCACAGAGUACUUAUCUUCUGCCAACUUAAAAGUAUGCUGGAUAUAGUGGAGCAUGACCUUCUCAGACCUCAGUUACCUUCAGUCACUUACUUACGACUAGAUGGCAGCAUCCCUGCUGGUCAGAGGCAUUCCAUUGUUUCACGGUUUAAUAAUGACCCAUCUAUAGAUGUUCUUCUGCUCACCACUCAUGUUGGUGGAUUGGGACUUAACUUAACAGGGGCUGAUACAGUAGUAUUUGUGGAACAUGACUGGAACCCAAUGAGAGACCUGCAAGCCAUGGAUCGGGCACAUCGCAUUGGGCAGAAACGUGUUGUUAAUGUGUAUCGCCUGAUAACCCGGGGAACUCUGGAGGAGAAGAUCAUGGGUCUUCAAAAGUUCAAAAUGAAUAUUGCAAAUACAGUGAUCAGCCAAGAAAAUGCAAGCUUACAGAGCAUGGGAACAGAGCAGCUUCUUGAUCUGUUCACUCUUGACAAGGAUGGGAAAACUGAAAAAGCAGAUACCUCUACCUCUUCUGGGAAAGCAUCAAUGAAAUCAGUACUCGAAAACCUUGGAGAACUUUGGGAUCAAGAGCAGUAUGACACUGAAUACAGUCUUGAAAACUUUAUGCAUUCGUUAAAGUAACCAUCACAUAUUUGUAAUACAACUGCUGCUAGUUCACAUUUUUCUGCUGAUAUUCAGCAAACUUCAAAGCAUAUAGAGUGAACCUUUAGCUUAAUGUGUAAAUAGACUUAUUGAAAGAGGAAUCUUUAGAAGAGUGGCACCAAGUAGUGUCACCUGUUUCACUGGGAAGUUAUUCUGUCUUAAACGUUUGCACUGUAUAAAAGAACUUUAAAUGUACACAUUGUGAGGUGGUUUGAAUUUUACUUGUUCUGAACAGCUGCAAAUUCUUACUUGGUAGAAGAAUUAAAACAAAGCAGGUUUUUACA
Messenger RNA from Lepidothrix coronata (blue-crowned manakin), 6445 nucleotides. It is a transcript of the gene BTAF1, whose product is annotated as B-TFIID TATA-box binding protein associated factor 1. Lineage: Eukaryota; Metazoa; Chordata; Aves; Passeriformes; Pipridae. The record is from RefSeq and is a predicted model, not a curated record. The transcript has 39 exons. Bases 492 to 6140 code for a protein of 1882 amino acids. Gene Ontology annotation, molecular function: ATP hydrolysis activity; DNA binding; ATP-dependent chromatin remodeler activity.